Messenger RNA from Sesamum indicum (sesame), 633 nucleotides. RefSeq names its product large ribosomal subunit protein P1. The record is from RefSeq and is a predicted model, not a curated record. Gene Ontology annotation, cellular component: ribosome; cytosolic large ribosomal subunit. Gene Ontology annotation, biological process: translational elongation; cytoplasmic translation. NCBI's taxonomy places the organism in Eukaryota, Viridiplantae, Streptophyta, Magnoliopsida, Lamiales, Pedaliaceae. Gene Ontology annotation, molecular function: structural constituent of ribosome; protein kinase activator activity; ribonucleoprotein complex binding.
CAGCAGUGAGAAACGCUCGAUUUCGAUCUAUUCCCCUGUAAAGGAAAAGAUGUCGUUUGGAGAGUUAGCCUGCACCUAUGCUGCUCUGAUUCUUCACGAUGAUGGAAUCCCAAUCACUGCGGAGAAAAUUGCGACUCUGGUAAAGGCUGCGAAUGUAACGGUGGAAUCAUAUUGGCCAAGUCUAUUUGCUAAGCUCUGCGAAAAAAGGAACAUUGAUGAUCUUGUGAUGAAUGUUGGCUCUGGCGGUGGUGGUGCCGCCAUCGCAGCAGCAGCUCCUGCCGGAGGUGCUUCUGGUGGUGCCCCCGCCGCUGAGGAGAAGAAGGAGGAGCCGAAGGAGGAGAGUGACGAUGAUAUGGGAUUCAGUUUGUUUGACUAGGAGAAGGUGCUUUGAUUGCGUUUUUGCAGACUUCGGUGAUGGACCAAGUUGAGUUAUAAUUAGUUUAUCACAAUAGAGUUUUUGCUUUUCUUUUUGAAGGAUUAUUGUGAUUGUACUUGUAUGUUGGCCUUUUCUGACAUAUGCAGCAUCCCGACUUUAGUUUUUGAAGUGAGAAUUGGUUCCUCUCGCUCUCAUCUGAUUUCUGAAAUUCCACAUUCUCCUUUUUUAUUUCUCAAAUAGAUUUUUAUCCAUUUUUA